Molecule: messenger RNA, 6646 nt
Organism: Micropterus salmoides (largemouth bass)
Lineage: Eukaryota; Metazoa; Chordata; Actinopteri; Centrarchiformes; Centrarchidae
Gene: cunh4orf54
Product: chromosome unknown C4orf54 homolog
Exons: 2
Coding region: 36-4631 (1531 amino acids)
Source: RefSeq, a predicted model, not a curated record
ACACCGAAUGUGAACUUAAACCGGCGGGUUCAGCUAUGAAGACUGAGCAAAGUUGUGUGGAGACACCGGCCACUCUCCGGGGGGCCAAAGAUCUGCUCCAAAAGCUAGCGCCCGGCGAAGAGGUUGCCCUGGAGAAGCAAGUCGACAGCAAAUACGUCGAUUUGGAGUUAAUGGACGUGAACACAUGCGGGGUAAAACCGGAGAAAGACUGUCCCUUUGGUGAAAAAGACCAAAUGUCUGUCCUUUUUAACAGUAGCGGCACCGGAGCUCUGCGCGCACCGGCACCAAACCACGAGCUGGCCAUUACUGGCGAGACUGAAACUAAACAGAAAGGGGGUUCGGAAAUUGGGAAUUGUGCAGAAGAUGUCAAGGAGAGGCCCUCUGAUCCAUCCUCGUCAUCAGAUCGUCCUUAUCUUCACGCAAAGUCAGACAAUUGCCUCAAAUCAGGAGACAAAAUCGAACCCGCCGUAACGCAGCCCGGGGUGCCAAAUAAAGAAGACAACAAAGCCACACCCAGCGACCAGGAAUUACACUGUAGUGAUAAUUAUCUGAGCGGGAGAAGUGAGUCGGAUGAUUAUGAGGAAGAUGAUGAUGUUAGUUUGGUGCUUUCCGACGACUCCGUCCCGUGCGUAACGGAGGAUGAGUCCCAUUACAUUACCACGCACGAGAUCCAGCUCUCGGAGCUUUCUGACCAUGAGGGGGACUACGACGUGGGCUCCUCCGCCAGCUGGGACAUUGAGGACGACAACCAGGUGUACUCUUUUGUCGAUUAUGCUUCUUUUGGCGGUGAUGGAGCGGCGCAGGAGAGGGGGGACCGGGGCGCAGCAGCAGCAGCAGCAGUCAGCACUCUGCUUGAAAGUGAUCUGUGCGAUGCGGCCAAGUUCACCAGCUCAGAUGAGAGUGUGUUAAAGUCCCAGCAGCAGUGCAGUGGCAACAGUGCGGGACAGAUCCACCUGUCAAUCAGAACCACUUCUCGAGCUAUAAAUGACCCUAGCAACAUCCAAGAGCAGGGAAAUAUUCUUUAUCAUGCCAGGCGCUCUGGAGACAUGAGUCGCUAUGUGUUUAGGGGAGUUGAUGGGAAGGCAGAGACGUUGUGUGACAGGGCAAAGUGUUUCAUAGCUGCGCCCGGACGCUUGCACUUUGGCCGCAAAUUGAGGGGUAAAGAGGUCACCGGGUGUUCCAGCGGUGCGUCCAGCGCUGUCAGCGAGCUGGACGACGCUGACAAGGAGGUGCGCAACUUGACAGCCAGAACCUUCAAGAGCCUGGCUUAUCCUUACUUUGAUGCCAUUAAUUUCAGCGCAUCCAGUGAGUCCUCUGCAUCAGAGCAUGGGAUAGGGAUAAACAGAUGGUCCACGUUUGUCGACCUGAAAUAUGGCAAUAUGAAUAUGUCACAGGGACUGGACCAACGUUUUGUUUCCCAUAAAAACUCAACGGCCUCAUUUGAAAUAGCCAAAAAUAUAGACAAUAGAGGUUAUAAGGACAUUACACUGGCAAGCAUCAAACCGCCCACCAGCAAGAUCUUCACUCUGAAUGGGAAUCCCCACAGCGCAUCGACAUCUACAAAGAAAAUAGAGCUGAUGGGGAAAUUCAGUCAGGGCCAGAGUGGGGUCAUUAGACUAACAGAGACUCUGAAUUUUCGUUGCAAUGUCAAAUCGGGAAUGUCUGGGGGAGAAAGGCGCACCAACUUUGCACAAAACGCCACAGGAUCACGUUCCACAGAUGAAGUUACAGUUAACAGUUUGCCAAGCGGCCAGAGGAGAGGGGCCAGCAAGCCGCCCUGUAAAACCAUGGAAGACGCACACAAGAAAGCCAUAUUCGCCUCGAGUCUGAUCAAAAAUGUGAUUUCUAAGAAGAUGCAGUUCGAGCAGGAGCGCAAGAUGGAAAGAGGGGAGAUAAGUGAGCCGCAUCCGACGUCUUCUCCGUGCUUUGUACACCAGGAGAGCGACAGCCACGGGGGGAAUAGGAGCCGGGAGCUGCACAGACAGAGCUCCAAAUUUUCCGAGAGCAGCUCUGACUACGCCAUAAUGUGCGUGGAUGAAUUAGGGGACAUCGUGGACAGCGGCUCAUGUGAUACCAAGAGCGACUCUCGGAGAGGAGACACGGCCGCCCCCGCAUCAGAAACUAAUUUGGAACAGGCAAAUGAAGCUGGAAUCAAUACUAAAAAAGGCACAUUGGAAGCGUCUAAAAGCACGCUGCUUCGCAGCCAAAAUAGCGCGUUCAGAUGCUGGAAGGACGAGGAGCUAGAGUUUCAAAAGGAUCAUAAAAACGAUGAAACUCUGGAGGGGAAGUCGCCUUCAGCUAACGACAAAGAGAGCGAGGGGGAUCAGUACUCAUCGGGCAGAGGCAAACUGACUAAAAUGUCACAUUUGUUUGUGCCAAGCAUCCAACUGCUGGCCAGUGACGGAGAAGUCGGACAGCAGCUGCAGAACAGCAACUAUUCCCCAUGUGGAGAUGGAGGAGGGACACAACUGCGCUCCGACAACACUUUAUACAUCGAAGACUCCAGAAGGGUGGCUACAUCUAAAUCUCCGGAAAUUAAAAUUAACUUAAGGAGCGUCAGAGACAAUAAAAAGGAGCCUUUUGGCGUCUCCAAACUGCGCGCUCCUAAUAUAGGCUGUAACACAGCCAGCCUCAUCAGAACAGAUGACUUCAAAUGCCAGGCGCUGGCUGCAGCUUUAAAGGGUGAGUCUUCAGAUAAAGUGCCGCAUUUCAUGGUUAGAGACAUUAGAGAUCACAAAGGGAAGCUGCAGACGCCCAUACACCAAGUCAGAGAUGUGCGCAAACUUGUGAAAAGCUCCUAUCACUUUGUUUCUUUGGAUAACAACGAAAAUAAAACCAACGUUGCCUCUGCUGACAGCCAUUCAGAGCAAAAGAAGCAAAUGCCCUAUCGAAAUCCCAAUUCCGUGUCCCCUAUAGUGAUAAAAUGUCAGUCUGUGAAUACAAACAGUAACGGAAAACAGUUAUCAGAGUUAUCUAGACGGGAGUCGUUAGACAUAGACAGAUCGUCUCCGGAGGGCACUAAAAGUGCUCCUCUGCAAAGGGCAGCAGGGAGAGCACCCAUAGGUAACUCAAAUAAUUCAUCAGAGGGAAGCAUUGGAUUGAGAACAGAAAGCAGGAUAGCUUCAAAGAAGCAAGAGAUAACAUCAGAUAUCUCAGAUAAGAAACCUGAAUCAAAGAUGGCGAACCAGGUUGCUUUGGAAAAACUCCAGGCAGCUGUGAAAACCAUGGAGCAGCUCUAUGUAUUUGAAAGAAAUGAAUGGAAGAGGAAGAAUGAGCCCCAGCGCCUGACAGACAGCCAUGUGCUUUCACUGAUAGCCAGCGAUGAACAUGGAGGACCUGAGGAGGAAGGAGCGAGAGCGUGCAACAUGGACAAGACGGUCAGAAGAGACUCCUAUCCUAACACUGACAAGACGCCACCAGCAGUAGCAGUGUCACCCGGUAAUGCCAUCCUGCUGAGGCGAGAGGACAAAAUCUUUCAGACUCCCGGCAGCCGUGAUGACAGGCAGGUUGCUAAGUCACUGCAAGCCACCAGCACCACGGGGAACAAGAACAUGUUCAACCUCAGCUCUAGCUUUAAGGCCCCCGCAACCGCAAAGACGCCCCAGCCAAACAGCGUCACACAAACACCUUUCAGCACCAAAAGCUUCACCCCAAAGUCCCCCAAAGUGCCUGUGCCCUUAAAUAUCAGCCAGAGGAAGCUUAGUGGUCAUGAGGGAGCUGAAUCAAAGGAGGUAGAGAGGUCCACGCAGGAGCUCUUUAGCGCCUCAGCUGACAACGAGAACUACCUAACCAUUCCGGUCAAGUCUCACGCCAGCAGCAACAAACAAGCCUCAUCUGCUGAACAAACAUCAGCGUACACAUGUAGCACCCAGACACACCUAACCACACCAUCAAGCCACUUGGGAUCCGGCAGCAGAGGCCAGGAAGUCCACAACCAGUCCCCUAAACGCUCCAGCAUUGUGAUGGAGACACACUCACCAGACAUCCCUCCUGCCACCAUCUACCACUCCUUUCCGUUGGGCAUGUCCACCAAUCAGCCUCAGGUGUAUUGCUUCUCCCCAGCUAUCACCCCUGCUCCCACCCUGGACCCCUUCCAGGCCACCCAGAGGAAGAUGCUCCUCGAUCCCACCACUGGAAACUAUUACAUGGUGGACACUCCGGUGCAGCCAGCCACCAAGCGCCUCUUUGACCCCGAAACAGGCCAGUAUGUGGACGUGCCUAUGCCGCAACCUCCUAUGACCCCGGUGCCCAUGCCGAUCUCACCUUUGGCCCUCAGCCCUGGAGCAUACGGACACACCUAUAUGAUCUACCCAGGCUUCAUGCCGACACCAUCCGUGAUCCCGGCCCGGACGCUGGUGCAGUCGCAGAUGUCGGUGCACUCCGAGGUGGAGAGUGGCGAGAGAGGCUCGUCGCAGCAGACUGAGGGCAUGUACAUGGAGAGUCCCUUUUACAUGGCCACUGGAAAGUCUCCCCAGGCGGCUCAACAGCAGGCCACUGCCCACAGGCCGCCACAGGGCUUCUCCAGCGUCAAGCAGCCGGUCAUCAGCAUCACCUCCCAGCAGGGGCCCAGGAUCAUCGCCCCGCCCUCCUUUGACGGGACCACCAUGAGCUUCGUGGUGGAGCACAGAUGAAUGGAAGCUUACCUGGACAGGCAGGGCAAAGAGGGACCUCUUGGACAACUCACCUGUGUGACCUGCAGACUGAUGUACUUUUUAAGCCCCAUUUAACAUGUAUUUCUACAGUAUGCAUAUCACUGUAAUUUUUCUGACACUGAGUUGAUGAUUGUUUUGUACUUAAAAGAGUUUACAGACUGUGGAUCUGCCGGCCAAUCCACCCCUUCUUUCAUUUUGAAUCAACUGUUAGUUAAAUAUGUCUAAUUUCCUGUCUAACCCAACAUCAAGCAUUCUUUCAUAAUAACUACAAUGAUGAUGUUGUCAGAAAACAAUACCACAUUUGUGAAAAGAUCAUCAUGUUUUUAGAAGUGUUCAUGCAGGAAGGUAUUAUAUUAUAUUCAAAGGAUUAAGCCAUGUGAAUUAUAAAGGAUGUGGUGGUGUUUCAGGCAGUCAGUUUUCUGCCUUCUGAGCUGCUGAGCUGUUUGAAUGUAGAAAAUCUUUAGCUGUGGUAUUGUUUUGGAUUCAAAUGUUGCUCCAUCCCUGCCCCACUUGCCAUGUAUCAAUUUAUUUAAAAUAAUAAUAAUAAUAAUAAUAAUAAUAAUAAUAAUUUUAACUGUCAAAAAGUCCAAAUUAAAGGAUCAAUUUACCCAAAUUACUAAAAAUAUGCUGAUUCUGAAAAAAAUCAGUAUGGGAGUCAUAUACCAAGCAAAUUGAUUCCUAAACUUAGCGAACAGAUCAAUGUUGUUUACAGUAUAGUAGCUGUUUACAGCUCUGUAAAUGACACACACAUUACUUAUCAGUGUUAGGAAAAAUGUGUUUAGAGAUAUAACUUGUGCCUUAACAAUCAAAAAGGAAUUGUACAAUGGCUCACAUGCAGUGACUCACUUGUUUAGCGCAGCACAUGGGAUAGCCAAUUAACAAUAACAAUAAAUAUUGUAUUACAUGACUUAAAAACAGUUUUUAAAUUGACAAUUUCCUGCUUUUAUUCUAAAUAACCGAUACAUUAUACUGAACCUGUAUGUAAAGUUUCCCCUGAACUUUCAUGUGCUCAGUUUAGUUUAGCAACAAGUCUGAUGAGCAGACGCCGCUAGAUGUAAGGGAGAAAAUGUGUAUUUUUUUUGAUGUGUGUGAAUGGACUUUGAAAUCCCAAAUGCAGAAUUAAAUUGUUCAAUUUUUACUGUUCCAAUCUUAAACUUGAAAAUGAACACAUAGUAUAUAACAGAGGUGUGCAACACAGCAAAAAUAACCUCCCAAUAUUUUUCACCAGUUGUGUGUGAUGUUAGUCUUCCAAAGUGUGUAUAUUCCUAAACAAUCUGUUUAAUCUAUUUGUGCACUUUUCCAUUUAAUCACAUUAUAAUAGUUUGUCACUGAACUCAAAGUCCUCUUCAAACUCACUGGUUCCACUGAUGGAAUUUGAAUUAUCAUUUAUAUCAGUUUUUGAUGCAUGGAGAAGAGUUUUUUUUUUUUUUUUUUACUUCUGUGCAACAGAGGAAAAUAAAGCUUGUUGUUGUAUUUGAAAUGAAAUUCUGUAUAAGUGUAAAUACUUUUCACAGGUCUCAAGGAAGGCCUGAUGUUCUGACGCGUCACUGAAUGAUUUCUGUGAUUCAAAGCCUUGCGCAAAGACACUUAAAUAGGGUGGGGUUUGAACCCACACCACCCUGCUGCUUUAAAACCAUUACUAUGAACUUUCUGGACAGACCGUUAAUACUGUGAAGGUAAAGGAAAGUAGAUUUGUCAUGAAUAGAAAAAGUGAGGAUGUCUGUUUUGAAUGAGGGGACUUUUAUUUGGAAAUGUUGAAUGCACCAUGCACCACAGGGACUGGUGGGUUUAGAUGGACAGAGAGAAAUGAAACGAUGGAGAAUUUUGUCCAAAGUAAAAUUAAUGCUCAAAUGAAGACUUUAGGUUUUUAAUUUUGAUGUGGUUUGAAAAUGUACAGUGUUGUGUCAAAAUACCGUAAGGGAUGUUUCAUCAGAUGCUGAUGUUAAAUUUGUUUGUGCCUUGUGAAAAUUUAAUAAAUAUAAAACCCUUUUGCA